Messenger RNA from Rhineura floridana, 7160 nucleotides. It is a transcript of the gene COL5A2, whose product is annotated as collagen type V alpha 2 chain. Gene Ontology annotation, molecular function: extracellular matrix structural constituent; protein binding. Lineage: Eukaryota; Metazoa; Chordata; Lepidosauria; Squamata; Rhineuridae. The record is from RefSeq and is a predicted model, not a curated record. The transcript has 54 exons. Bases 418 to 4923 code for a protein of 1501 amino acids.
GGAAAGCUCCUCUAAAAAAAGGUGGAUGUUAAAAAAAAAUAGGGGGAAAAGUUUGAGGGGAGAGCGAAGCUAGUUCUGAUUCGGUUGUUUACCAUCAAUCACGCUAUUCCUUGCCAGGGACUGGAUGAUUAUGAGCCCGAAGAAAGCGAAAGGGGGCAGGAAAAAAAGUGGAGGCAGCAUUCUUCCUAUUUAAAGCUGCAUCACCGGGGGUGGGGGGGGAAGUGUUUGCAAGUUCUGCAAGAGCAAAGUGUGUUAAAAAAGGAAGCAAGGAUCGGGCAACUGGCAGACUUUUCUUUUUUGCCUUGCGUGAGUGCUGAAAGGAAAAGAGUUGACUUCAUGGUGUACAAAUAAUAUUUUUACACUUUUUUGCACUUUUUCCUGCCCCAGGAGGAGGAUAUGCGUGUCUAAUAUUUAGACAUGAUGGCAACCUGGACCCAAAGAAGAACUUUUGUCACUCUGAUUGCUUUUCUAGGAUGUUUGGGAACAAUACGGACGCAAGACGAGGAAGAGUUUGAGGGGGAACUAGAUGCUGAAGAGGUUGCCUGCACGCAGAAUGGCCAGUUGUAUCUGAACAGAGAUAUCUGGAAACCAUUACCAUGCCAGAUUUGUGUCUGUGACAAUGGAGCCAUUCUUUGUGAUGAGAUCCAAUGUCAUGACAUGCUGGAAUGUGAAAGUCCACAGGUUCCUCCUGGAGAGUGCUGUCCUGUGUGCCCAAACACAGCCCGAAAUGGUUUUGAAGGGGCUAUUGGUAGAGGACGGAAGGGUCAAAAAGGAGAACCUGGAGUUGUGCCAGUGGUUACAGGUAUAAGAGGACGGCCUGGACCAUCUGGGCCUCCAGGAUCACAAGGACCAAGAGGAGAUAGAGGACCAAAAGGAAGACCUGGUGCACGUGGUCCUUCAGGAAUGGAUGGGGAACCAGGUAUACCUGGACAACCUGGUGACCCUGGGCCUCCUGGACAACCUUCUACAGGGCCAGAUGGCGUAGGCAGACCAUUUACAUCUCAGAUGGCAGGCCUGGAUGAAAAGUCUGGACUUGCUGGCCAAAUGGGAUUCAUGCCUGGUGCUGUGGGUCCUGUGGGUCCACGAGGGCCUUCAGGUCUGCAAGGACAAACUGGUGGUAUAGGCCCACCAGGCCCUCCAGGUGAAUUCGGAGACCCAGGAUCAAUGGGGCCAGCUGGUGUUCGUGGCCCAGAAGGCCCUCCAGGAAAACCUGGUGAAGAUGGUGAAUCUGGCAGAUCAGGACAGCCUGGUGAAGUUGGAUUCCCAGGAUCUGCAGGUGCUCGAGGUUUCCCUGGUGCACCUGGUCUUCCAGGUUUAAAGGGCCAUAGGGGACAUAAAGGACUUGAGGGCCCUAAAGGUGAAAUUGGAGCUAUUGGAUCUAAGGGUGAACUUGGUCCACCAGGUCAGAUGGGUCCAACAGGUCCUUUGGGUCCCAGAGGGAUGGCAGGAGAAAGAGGGCGACUUGGACCACAGGGUGCUCCAGGGGCUCGUGGUUCUCAUGGUAUGCCAGGGAAGCCAGGGCCAAUAGGUCCCCUCGGUUUAGCUGGUUCAUCAGGUUUUCCAGGCAUACCUGGCAUGAAGGGUGAAGCUGGUCCAACAGGAGCACGUGGUCCAGAAGGCCCUCAGGGAUCAAGAGGUGAAACAGGGCUGCAGGGUCCGGCAGGAACAUCUGGUCUUCCUGGUGCCGUUGGUACAGAUGGUUCCACAGGUGCUAAAGGGCCAACAGGAUCUCCAGGUACUUCCGGGCCACCUGGCUCACCAGGUCCUCUUGGUUCUCCAGGACCACAAGGCAGCACAGGUUCUCCUGGCAUCCGAGGGCAAAUGGGAGAUCCUGGUGUGCCAGGGUUCAAAGGAGAAGCAGGUCCUAAAGGUGAACCUGGCCCACAUGGCCCUCAGGGCUCGAUUGGCCCCAUUGGUGAAGAAGGGAAAAGAGGUCCUCGUGGUGAUCCAGGAUCAGUUGGCCCUCUUGGAGCUGUGGGAGAAAGGGGCCCUCCUGGAAAUCGUGGCUUCCCAGGUUCCGAUGGGUUGCCAGGACCAAAGGGAGCUCAAGGAGAACGUGGUCCUGCAGGGGCUUCGGGCCCAAAAGGAAGUCAAGGUGAUCCCGGUCGUACUGGUGAACCUGGCCUCCCAGGUGCCAGGGGUCUUACAGGGAAUCCAGGUGUUUCAGGUCCAGAAGGAAAACCUGGACCUUUGGGUGCUCCAGGAGAAGAUGGUCGACCAGGCCCAGCAGGUUCAAUAGGAAUUCGAGGUCAGCCAGGCAGCAUGGGUCUCCCUGGGCCAAAAGGAAGUAGUGGUGACCCUGGAAAACCUGGUGAAGCAGGCAAUGCUGGUGUCUCAGGGCAAAGAGGAGCUCCUGGUAAAGAUGGUGAAGUUGGCCCUGCUGGUCCUGUUGGUCCACCUGGGCCAGCAGGAGAAAGAGGAGAACAAGGUCCCCCAGGUCCUACAGGUUUUCAGGGAUUACCUGGGCCUCCAGGUCCUCCAGGGGAGGGGGGAAAGCCAGGUGAUCAGGGUGUUCCUGGGGAUCCUGGACUUCUCGGUCCUUUAGGUCCAAGGGGUGAACGUGGCAAUCCAGGUGAGAGAGGAAAUCCAGGAGCACCAGGUCUUCAGGGAGAAAAAGGGAUGGCUGGAGGUCAAGGCCCUGAUGGUCCAAAGGGUAAUCCAGGCCCCUCUGGAACUCCUGGGGAUCAAGGGCCUCCAGGCCUUCAGGGUAUGCCUGGAGAGAGAGGUAUUGCUGGAACUCCUGGUCCCAAAGGUGAUAGGGGCAGCAUAGGAGAGAAGGGAAGUGAAGGCACAGCUGGCAAUGAUGGUGCAAGAGGUCUCCCAGGUCCGUUAGGACCAGCUGGCCCUGCAGGUCCCACUGGUGAAAAGGGGGAACCUGGCCCUCGAGGUUUAGUGGGACCUGCAGGCUCUCGUGGAAAUCCUGGUUCCCGUGGUGAAAAUGGCCCAACUGGUCCAGUUGGUUUUGCUGGUCCUCCGGGCCCUGAUGGUCAACCAGGUGUGAAAGGUGAACCCGGAGAGCCUGGGCAGAAAGGAGAUGCUGGAUCUCCAGGACCUCAAGGUCUUGCAGGGUCUCAUGGUCCACCAGGUCCUUCUGGGGUUCCUGGACUAAAAGGAGGCCGUGGUACUAAAGGACCCCCUGGUGCUACAGGAUUCCCUGGAUCUGCUGGAAGAGUAGGACCCCCAGGACCUACUGGAGCUCCUGGUCCAGCUGGGCCUAUUGGUGAACCAGGCAAAGAAGGUCCUCCAGGUCUUCGUGGAGAUCCUGGUGCUCAUGGUCGAGUAGGAGAUCGAGGGCCAGCAGGGCCUCCUGGCAGUCCUGGAGAUAAAGGAGACUCAGGAGAAGAUGGACAAUCUGGUCCUGAUGGUCCCCCAGGUCCUGCUGGAACUACUGGCCAGAGAGGUAUUGUGGGUAUGCCAGGUCAACGUGGAGAAAGGGGCAUGCCUGGGCUACCGGGACCUGCUGGCACACCAGGAAAACAAGGCCCAACAGGUCCACCAGGGGAUAAAGGUCCUUCAGGCCCACUAGGCCCUCCAGGUGCUCCUGGUCCAGUGGGUGAAGCAGGCCCAGAAGGUCCAGCUGGUAAUGAUGGCACUCCAGGACGAGAUGGAGCUGUUGGAGAAAGGGGUGAUCGUGGUGAACCUGGACCUGCAGGUCUUCCUGGUUCUUCAGGUGCUCCGGGCACUCCAGGCCCAGUUGGAUCUCCAGGGGACGCAGGACAAAGAGGUGAAACAGGCUCUCGGGGUCCAAUGGGUCCUUCUGGUCGUGCUGGAAAACGAGGUUUGCCUGGUCCCCAGGGUCCUCAAGGUGACAAAGGUGACAAUGGAGAUCGAGGAGACAGGGGACAAAAGGGUCACCGAGGUUUCACUGGCCUUCAAGGCCUCCCUGGACCUCCCGGUCCUAUCGGUGAACAAGGCAGUUCUGGGAUUCCAGGUCCAUUUGGCCCUAGAGGCCCUCCAGGUCCAGUUGGACCUUCAGGUAAAGAAGGAAAUCCUGGACCACCUGGGCCUCUUGGACCUCCUGGAGUGAGAGGAACUUUAGGAGAAGCAGGACCUGAGGGUCCACCAGGUGAUCCAGGUCCUGCAGGCCCCCCAGGUCCCCCAGGCCACCUCACAGCUGCACUUGGUGACAUUAUGGGACAUUAUGAUGAUGCUCUAGCUGAUCCACCACCAGAGUUCAGUGAAGAUGAAGCUGCCCCAGAUGACAGCAAUAAAACAGACCCAGGAGUCCAUGCUACACUGAAGUCCCUGAGUAGCCAAAUUGAAACUAUGCGCAGUCCUGACGGAUCAAAGAAACACCCAGCACGUACCUGUGAUGAUCUGAGGCUGUGCCAUCCAUCUAAAAAGAGUGGAGAAUAUUGGAUUGAUCCUAAUCAGGGUUGCGUGGAAGAUGCUAUCAAAGUAUUCUGCAAUACGGAAACAGGAGAAACUUGUAUAUCAGCCAACCCAGCUAGUAUCCCACUCAAAACAUGGUGGACUAGUAGAUCAUCUGAUCUAAAGCCUGUAUGGUAUGGACUUGACAUGAAUAGAGGUUCACAGUUUGUUUAUGGAGAUAGUAAGUCCCCCAACACUGCUGUCACUCAGAUGACUUUCCUCCGCUUACUGUCCAAAGAAGCCUCUCAGAAUAUCACCUACCGUUGCAAGAACAGUAUAGGGUACAUGGACGACCAAGCCAAGAAUCUGAAGAAAGCUGUGGUCCUGAAGGGAGCUAAUGACCUUGAGAUUAAAGCUGAAGGAAACAGCCGCUUUAGAUACACUGUCCUUCAUGACAGCUGCACUAAACGCAAUGGAAAUGUGGGCAGAACAGUCUUUGAAUACAAAACACAGAAUGUGGCACGCUUACCUAUUGUUGAUAUCGCUCCAGUGGACAUUGGAAGUGCAGACCAAGAGUUUGGAACAGAGAUUGGGCCAGUUUGUUUUGUGUAACAAAAUAGAGAAAAAAGUAAAUAAAUAAAAAAGGGAAAAAUCAUAACGUAUUCACAAGCAUUGGGAACAACAGCAGCAGAACACAAGAACAGACUGAGUGAAGUUAAUCCUGAGACUCUUGAAGUAAUGGCUGAUAUCGGGAUCAGCAUUGUAUAUAAAAGUUCUUUCUAAUUCCCUGGCCUUCCUUAGGAUAUUUAUUUUACUUACUUACAAAUCUUCAGUCUAAUUGUCCCAAGUCAACAUUUUAAUGAAGUAAUAGGACUAAAAGGACAAAUGACCACCCUUUGAUGCAAAAAUAUCUAACGUGUUUUUUAAUUAUAAAUAAUGAUGAUGAUUAUGUUUUUAUCCGGGGUUUCUGCUCAGCUUAAAAUGGAUGUAAUUCGUAUGAUGCAAGGGUAUUCUAAACAGAUGGAUAUAUGUAAAACAUUCAGGGGUCCACCCAGUCAAAACUCUGCUGCACCAGAUUGAUGCACUAGCAUCAUAGAUUGUGACAUUGAUUUGUAUUAGAAGCCAGCAGCCCAAGAACUGGUUGGUUAGUUUAAAUUAAUAUGUGAAAUUGGCCCCUGCCUCAUCUGUUGGCGUUUAUUGAUUCCUUAGGUUAGCCAAGUCACAGUGCUGUGGUGAAGGAAGAAGCCACACUUGGUGGAAUUCUCCCUUCUUGGUUACUCUUAAAGGUACAGGAGCCCUCUUAGGGUCUAGACACAGGAAACCCUAAGACUCCUAUGCUCACAGUCCCAAAGUCUCCACAGCUCCCUUACCUCUGCAUUUCCUUCUUGCUGUUACUACAAGGCAGCAACUCCUGUCCACCUUGCCCUCAUCCCUCACUUUCUCGUCGGACAUCUUUCAUUCACUUCAUGCCUCCACCCCCUCUCAUUUCUGCAAGUCCCUGCUUUUCAGCCCAUGCCAUUGAACUCCCUUAUCUGCCUUUUUCUUUUCAGUCCGCAAUAAACUCUGCUCCCGGGCUUGGUAGCCUAAGGAAAUCCCCUGCCUCCUGGGGGAUCUCUUUCUACUUAGCUUUCGUCACCCUACACCCUGUCCCUAGGGCUCAUGUGAAAGUUUUCCACAUACUUCCACAUACUUCAUUUUCUUUACAGAACCAGAAAUGUUCACAAGAUUCCACUGGUGGCAAUUUCACUCAAUGGAAUGUUCCAGAAUAUAACAUCAGGGUAGCUCAACAAAACACAUUGCUGGAGAUUUCACUACCACUUCCAACUCUCUUACACUAUGGAUUGCAAGGAUGCAGUAUAGGUUCUGCACAGGAGGAAGAGCGGGAUAUACAUCAAAUAAUGAAUAAAUAAUAAAAAUAGAAAAUUGAAAAUCUUUGUUUCAGCUUGGCUCCCAGUUUCAACAGCCAGCCGUGGUAGGUGUUCAGUACACAUUUGAAAGUAUUUUGAAAGAAAGUUAAUGCCUACUUAACUGAGAGUAACUUUCCAAUAGUACUUAUGUGCUUCCUGCAAGGGCUAAUUUCACAUAUUACUUUCCCUGAUUCUUUUGUUUGUACCCUUCUGGAAUGUCAUAGAAAAUAGACAAAGAUGAGCGAGGCUAUAAUUUCCAAAUGGUUAAAAUCUGAUGCAAUUGACAAAUGCAAAUACAGCUGAUCAAGCUCCUUGAAAGCUUGCAAACCACUGGUGUGUGUCAGACGCUUUCACACUGUAAUGAGAUAUUAGAAAUACUAAUAAGAAUUUGGCUGGGGAGGGGGUUGGUUGCCUAUCUAAUGAGCAACCUUUAAUGAGCAAUUACCUCUCAGAAGUUAUAGACAGUGAUUAUGAUUUUGUUGCAAAGUCAAAACUCCUGAAUGGUUUUGGUGACAUCAGGAUUUCCCUACUGCCUCAAGUGUAUUGUCCAGUUAUGUGUGUUGUCAUUUAUUCCCAUAUAUUAAUCCAAAGCAAAGUAUUAGUAAUAAAGAUUAGAGACAUACUGUUGCUGAGAUACACUUUUGCUCAACAACUGGUCAUGCAUCACCAGAAAUUCUGACUUACCUGCCUUGACAGAUCAGGGCAAACAAAUGGUCCAUCAUUUCUUAGCAUGAGCUACCUCAUCUCUAGAAGCUGGGAUGCAUUUAACAAUCUAGUGUUUGUUCUAGAUACGACAAGGUGCUAUGCUUCUGUUAUAAUUCCAAGAAUGGAGAUAGGCAGGGCAAUAUAAUAUUAUGAAAUAAAAUGUUUUUUUUUUUUAAGGGAAUGGUGCUAAACUGGUUUCUGUAAAAUCCUGAGAAAAUAAAAGACUGUUGCCAUCAA